Molecule: messenger RNA, 1626 nt
Organism: Wallemia ichthyophaga EXF-994
Lineage: Eukaryota; Fungi; Basidiomycota; Wallemiomycetes; Wallemiales; Wallemiaceae
Product: putative ubiquinone biosynthesis monooxygenase coq6
Exons: 2
Coding region: 1-1626 (541 amino acids)
Biological process (GO): ubiquinone biosynthetic process
Cellular component (GO): mitochondrion
Molecular function (GO): oxidoreductase activity, acting on paired donors, with incorporation or reduction of molecular oxygen, NAD(P)H as one donor, and incorporation of one atom of oxygen; 2-octaprenyl-6-methoxyphenol hydroxylase activity; FAD binding
Source: RefSeq, a predicted model, not a curated record
AUGAUGACAUCAAAACAGGCAUUUAAUCUUUUUAAUAAGGUACCUCGGCAAGUGACACAGUCUUAUGAUGUCCUGAUUGUUGGCGGUGGGCCUGUUGGAUUGGCGUUGGCUUCGUCACUGGGAUCGUGUGCCGAUCUCAAAGCACUCAAAAUUGGAUUAAUCGAAGCGAAUUCGCUGGAUGGCGUGAGAAAUUGGAAUGGAAAUGAACUCCCAGCGUAUUCGAAUAGGUGUUCGUCGAUUAGUGCUUCAAAUUACGUGUAUUUCCAGCGCACAGGUGGUUUAAACACUCUUAAUACAUGCCGUGUUUCUCCAGUCAACAAUAUGCAGGUCUGGGAUGGCAGGACUGAUGCCAGGAUCACAUUUGGCAGGCAGCUCGACGACGAAGACUACGGAGCACUCGCAAAGGACAGCAGCACGCUUUCGUAUAUGAUGGAAAAUACAAAUCUGCAAAAAUCAUUCCUCGAUCAUAUUGACAGGUCGACGUCUAUUGACAUACUCGACUCGGCAAAGAUUAGAUAUAUAGAUCGUGAUAAUGAGUGGCCCAGGGUUAAUUUAGAAAACGGAGAUAGCCUACGUACACGGCUCAUAAUUGGUGCAGACGGGUUCAACUCACCUGUACGGAAAUUCUCCGAAAUCGAAGCAGUGGGAUGGUCAUACAACGCAGCAGGAUUUGUUUCGACAUUAGAAACACAACCAUCUCAUAACGCAUCACAUUCAUCACAAACAGCGUUUCAAAGAUUUUUGCCAACAGGACCGAUCGCUUAUCUGCCGUUACCGGGCUCAGCAGCGUCAAUGGUGUGGUCAACAACACCUGAGCUUGCGAACAAGUUCAAACAGGCUGACAUAAGAGUGCUUGGGUUACUUAUCAAUGCUGCGUUCAGAUUUAGAGAGGAUAUACUUGCAACACUUUACAAUAACGUAAAUCUCGACUAUGAUAGCUUUUUACUGCUAGUGAAGCAGCUUGAGAGUGCACAAGGAAUUGAUAUGACUACCUCGCGACAGAUUAGUAACGGAGUAGCUGAUGGGAUACCACCAAGUGAUCAUGAAGGGUUUCCACCGUUAGUGACAUCAGUAGUGGAUGGAUCGCAGGCAUCAUUCCCACUGAAACUAAAUCAUACUGAUGGAUAUGAUGGGAAUAGAGCAGUAUUGGUAGGAGACGCGGCUCACAGCUGUCACCCACUUGCAGGACAAGGGUUGAAUUUAGGGAUGGGAGAUGUGCAAUCACUCACGUCAGUACUAGCAGAGGGCCAAAGAUUAGGGGGAGAUAUAGGAAGCAAGACGAUAUUGGAGAGGUAUACGAGGGAUCGCUAUGUAGUAAAUCUAACCAUGCUUAUGAUGACAGAUAAGUUAAAUGCGUUGUUCCAAGUAAGUGGGGAGAACCCACUGGUGCAGCUGCGUAGUAUGGGGUUGGAGAUGAUCAAUGAGAUAGAUAGGGUGAAGGAAUUCCUUGUGAGACAUGCAGGCACAAAGGGCAUAGAGAAGGAAGAUGGUGAUAGUAUUAUAGCAGAUGGAAUAGAGAGUGUUGGAAAAGCAAUAACAAUGCUCAGCGCAACAGCAAGACAAGUUGGGAGAUUUGGAGAGGGAAAGGUAAACGAAAUGAUGAAUGGAAUUGUAAAUAAGAAGUAA